AUGCAGCAACAAUCACUCGUCACUGGAACCGCGUGCAUUCGAGAUCUCUAUGGCGUCCCUCAAGGACCUGCGCCGUCGAAUCCCAAUUACACACACGCCAUCUACACCAGCGGAAACGGCAAGUACAAGCAAGAGGAUCUUGACGCCUUUUGGGCGGCUUAUGCCCCCGACGUGCCAAAGGGCACCACACCUAAGCAAACUCUCAUCGACGGUGCAGCCGACAAACGGUCUAAUGUUACGCAGACGGGUGAGCUCUACAUGGAUAUCUCGCUGACCGUGCCGCUGGUGGCUCCAAACACGGUGACGAUUGUCAGUCCGGAUGAUCCAGUUAUCCAAGCCGACACGAACUUAGCGGGCGGUAUGAAUACCAUGCUGGAUGCUUUUGACGGCUCGUACUGCACGUAUAGCGCGUAUAAUAUUACUGGGUCUCUGCCAGGCUGGGAUGCGCAAUACCCCGGUUCGACAAUAGGCAGGUAUAAUGGUUCAACGCAGUGUGGAGGAGUAAAGCCGCCAUCUGUGCUUGUCAGCGCUUGGGGAGCAACAGAGGAUUAUUAUCCCAUUUCCUAUCAACGCCGGCAGUGCAACGAAUUCAUGAAACUCGCACUCCAGGGCACAACGGUCCUUGUCGCAACCGGCGAUUUCGGGGUCGCUGGUAACAUUCGCACGUGCUGGGGCCCUAAUAGCGAUCGCUGGAACGUCGUGGCGCCAGGAAACUGUCCCUAUGUCACUGCUGUUGGCGGGACAAUGCUCAAAGACGGCGUUGAUGUUCGCCAGCCGAGCGAAAACCCAGAGCUAGCUUAUCAUGAGAGCGGGGGUGGCAUUUCCGCCAUCUAUGCACGGCCCAAGUGGCAGAAGCAUGUCGUUGGUAACUACCUCAAAGCCGCAUCCAUCGAUCAGCCUGGAUUCACGGGACUAGCUCCUCUGGUGGCGAACAAUACCGUACUGGCGGACGUCAUCUCCCAGUUCGGCGCACGUGGCAUCCGCAGUCUCUCUGGGCGCGGGGUUCCCGACAUUUCCGCCCUUGCAAGUACUUCGUCCGACUAUAUUAUUUUCGACGGCAUCAUCCGCCCUGGAGGCGGGACCUCAGUGGCGGUAAAUUAUGUCGGCGCGCUUAUUUCGCGCAUCAACCUCGAGCGCCUGGCUGUGGGGAAACCCGUCGUGGGCUUCAUCAAUCCCGUUCUGUACAAAUACGCCGAUACCAUCGUCAGAGAUAUUACCCACGGCGAGAGCAGCAGAGCUUGCAACAAUACAUAUACCGCUUAUCCGCCUGCUGUAGGCUGGGAUGCGGUUACUGGUCUCGGGGUGUUGAAGUACAAGGAGGCUCUUAAGCUUUGGAUUAGUCUUUGA
This is a messenger RNA of Exserohilum turcica Et28A, 1347 nucleotides long. RefSeq lists its product as uncharacterized. Lineage: Eukaryota; Fungi; Ascomycota; Dothideomycetes; Pleosporales; Pleosporaceae. The transcript is spliced from 3 exons. Bases 1 to 1347 code for a protein of 448 amino acids. The record is from RefSeq and is a predicted model, not a curated record. Gene Ontology annotation, molecular function: serine-type endopeptidase activity; tripeptidyl-peptidase activity. Gene Ontology annotation, biological process: proteolysis.